GACUUCCUCUUUCUAGACUCGAGGCGUGUGCGACUGUGAGUGUUUGGUUGAGAGCUUCAAGUGGGGAACUUAAGUGAAUCACAUUGUUUUUCUUUGGACAUAAAUCAUAUGGAAAUAUUAACCAUCAAAUGAGACUGAUUCUGACCUGAGCAUAAGAAGCAAGGACUACACGGUGGUGGGAAGAAAAGCAAACCAUCAUAACCAUGCUAAAGCAAUUUAGUCUCCUAAAGCAGUUUGGAAAUGUGGGGAAGGCACAAGAUGCAACUGACCUUCUCGCUGAGGAUCUGGUUUUGGUGGAACAGCGUGUGGAACCAACAAGGAAAGCAGCUCAGAUCAUCCAUAAGAAGCUGGUCGGUUGUUUGCAGAGUCAGCAGGGGCUGGACUCAGAGAAACGCAUGAAAAAGCUCCCCCUAAUGCUGCUCUCUGUCAGUAUGGCUGAGAGCUUUAAAGAUUUUGAUGGCGAAUCCUCUAUUAGGACUGUUUUAGAAAUGUGCUGCUUCAUGGAAAACACUCUGGCACAAACAUUAGCAGAAUUUGAGGUGAAGCUGGAAAAAGAUGUUCUGGAGCCUUUAAAUAAACUCAGUGAGGAAGACCUUCCAGAGAUUUUAAAGAACAAGAAGCAGUUUGCGAAACUGACAACAGAUUGGCACAAUGCUCGAACCAGAGCUCAAGGGAGUUCAGGUCCUCAGGCUAAGCAGGAUGGACUGAGGGAGGAAGUGGAGGAAGCCUGGAGAAAACUAGAAUCUAUUAAGGAUCAGUAUUCAGCUGAUCUUUAUCAUUUUUCCAGUAAAGAAGAUGAAUAUGCCAAUUACUUCUUACAUCUCUUAGAGCUCCAAGCUGAAUACCACAAAAACUCUUAUGAAUUCUUGGAAAAAAAUAUCACAGAACUCAAGGAAAGUCACAACCAAACAGAACCCAAGAUGAGUCUCUCAUUAAGGAAAGUGUUUGGUGAGCCUCUGCUUUCCCAUCUUAAGAGCUGUGAGAAGGAGAUUGCUGAACCCAUUCAGGAGUGUGUUAGCAUGCUGCUGAGGACAGGACUUAAAGAGGAGGGCUUGUUCAGGCUGGCAGCAGCUGCAUCCGUGGUCAAGAAGCUGAAAAACAGUUUGAACUCAGGGAUGGUGGAUCAUGAUGAGUUCUGUGCUGACCCUCAUGCAGUUGCAGGUGUUCUGAAAUCUUACUUGAGGGAGCUGCCGGAACCUCUCAUGACAUUUGAACUAUAUAACGAAUGGUUCAAGGCAGCAGGAGAAAAAGACCUAGAUGAGAAAUUGGAGCAGUUUCGGACUGUAUUGAAAAAACUCCCUUCAGAAAACUACACUAAUCUUCGAUACCUUAUCCAGUUUCUAGCAUGUUUGUCAGAAUACCAGGCAGUUAACAGGAUGACUCCUAGUAAUAUCGCCAUAGUGCUUGGACCUAAUCUGCUGUGGCCUCGAAUUGAGGGAGAGACUUCUUUGUUAGACAUGGCUUCUGCAUCUUCAGUCCAGGUUGUGACAGUGAUAGAACCCCUCAUACAGUAUUCCAAGAGCCUGUUCCCUGAAGAUGUGGAUUUUGAGAUUUCCGAACUCCCUGCGCUGUCUCCAUCUUUACCUCAGAAGUCCCCAUCAGACACUGUCUUUCCCCCAUCUCAAAAUGUGUCUGUCUCAAAAACUGACAGUCCAUCUUCAGUUGAAAAUUCUGGCACAUCAGUAAAUAUUAAGACUGACUUAACGAAUCGUGGUUCAACAACUUGGGAUGGUAGCAAUCCUUCUCCAGACAGUCAGCCGCCUGCUCAGGCUUCUAGUUCAGAUGCAGCUCUUGGUGAGAAGCAGCCCAAACCUCAUCCACAACCACUACCUCGGUCUCAGCUUCAAGCAAAGUCUCAGAUUCAGGAUGCCACCCAAUUAAAGACAAACGACUCUCCAGAUGAUGGCUUAGAGCAUUCCCCCGAAGGCACACUCAAGAUCACCACUCCCUUUAAACCAAGAAGGUCAUUUGUUCAGCACAGGGCAUUUAAUAAAGACUCUGUUGUAAGCUAUGGCAAACCCAAAACCCCAGUUACUCCCAUGAGCGAGCCUGGAGUUCUGCCAAGAAGUUUUCCACUGGCCAUGCCUGCAAUCUCUGAGGCACAGAUGCAGCCUGCAGCCAAACCCCAAGCGCCUCCUGCUCCUUCAGCUCCUCCUGUUCCUGCAGUUCCUUCACCUGAAGGAGCUCCUCAGAAAAAGGCUGCGGGCAAGAGACCCAAAGUGCCCCCUCCACUUCCACCCCCAUCCCUGCCCAAGCAGCUCUCAUCCUCAGCCCAGUGAGCCCAACCUGCAUUGGCCUUUCUCACGAUUCACUGUCAUCAUGUGGUGUAAAUAAUAUGCUUUCUUGUUUUUAAAUUUGCUUCUUUUUUAUGUGCACUGUCUCAUUUACUGUAGCUCUAUAAAACCUUACCCUGCAAACCGGCUUUCCCCAAUAGGUUCCUAUAUAUGCAAAUAUAAUACAAAGGGAAAUCUCACUUCCUAUGGUUUCAGCCUUGUGUGCUAACAACAGUGUACAAUUACAAUGUCCUCAGCAAACUGGGGAUUUCCUAUGUGGUACAACAAGAAAAUUGUAAUCACACGUGUAAAUAGUGUUGUAUUUUUGUGUUAUGUUCUCC
Molecule: messenger RNA, 2614 nt
Organism: Clarias gariepinus (North African catfish)
Lineage: Eukaryota; Metazoa; Chordata; Actinopteri; Siluriformes; Clariidae
Gene: sh3bp1
Product: SH3-domain binding protein 1
Exons: 18
Coding region: 204-2279 (691 amino acids)
Biological process (GO): positive regulation of GTPase activity; regulation of Rac protein signal transduction; signal transduction
Cellular component (GO): cytosol; cytoplasm; intracellular anatomical structure
Molecular function (GO): GTPase activator activity; protein binding
Source: RefSeq, a predicted model, not a curated record